CUGAAUUCCUCACUGAUCAGUCGCGUUGUGUCUGUGUCCGGAUCUAGCUGGGGUUGCUUAAUACAAAUUCCAACCGAAGAAGUUCCAAGGCGAACUGUUAAUACUUAAAUCAGGUGCGAAAUGCGUUACCUAAAGUUGAGUACACUCAUCGUGUGCCUGUCUCUUGCCGGGCACUGGCACAUCGCAGCAGGCUACAAGAGCGAGAUCGAGGUCACGCCAGACCCGCUGGAUGUGAUUGAGGCUACGACAAAGAAGUCCAGCUGGUUCGGCGGCUUCAAAAAGUUCUUUGGCAGUAGCGGCGAUCCAACCAGCACGGAGGCCACUACUACCUCGAAAUCGACCUCGACAUUGACAUCGCAAUCGACAACCGCAGCAGGAACUCCCUCCCAGGCCGCCCAGAAGCCUCCACCACUGGUGAUCUCCCAUGCUCCUUUAAUGCCGUUGGGUCCACGGCCCGAUACGCCCAGCUCCUCCCCUUUUGGAGCUGCUGGCCGUCCCCAGUGGCCCACUGACGGAGUGGGCGUCAGUCAUUUCACUACCAGCACGAAGUCGCCACACCAGCCGCCCCCUCACCGGCCACAGGAAGCUGGCGGAGCACCCAAUUUGCCACCAGGAUUCGCCCCCUACCACCCCCAAAAGCCCGAACCGAACAGCUUCGAGUUAAGCUACGGCGGUGGCGGUGCGGGACGUCCGGCAGUGGAUCCGCUGGACAACAGCAAGGGCACAACUACCCAGCGACCCAAGACGCCCAAUGUUCAGCCUGGAUCAAUUGAUGUCCGAUUCGGAACAUCAACAACAACCGCAAAGCCGCAGCCGCAUCCACCGAAGGAGGAAUUCCCGGCUCUGCCUGCUCCCCGUCGCCCAUCCCUAAAAGGUGCACCUUCCUCUCCCACUGCUCUUCCCACUCCCACUCCGUCUCCAACUCCUUCUGCCUCCUCUGCCUGGGCAUCGCCUCUGCCCACGCCCGUGCACCCAGCAGCCCCCGUUCACUCGACUCAGCCCACAACCACUAUGAGGACUGCCAAUGGAGUGUCCUUUCUGCCGCACACGGGGGGGACGGGAGGACACAGCGGAGCUUCCACAACUGCAGUUCGGCCUGGCUUCCAGUCGUCUGGCAGUUCGGUGGCCAGCGACGAUGAGAUCCGCCAGCUGACGGAGCAGCUAUACACCAAGGAGAGCAACAGCCAUGUCAGCCUCGUGCAGGUGAACCUGCAGGGGCGAACGCGCUCCAUCGACAGCGCCGACGAGGCCCCCAAUCCACUCCUCCAGGUAGACCCAAAGGCCUUCGAGGCACCGACCAUUGCCAAGAUGAAGCUGCUCUUCAAUAACUACGAGCAUGACACGCUGGUCAACGAGCACGUGACGGCCAACGAGCGGAAGGAGGAGAACGAGUUCCUGGACGCAGUGAUGGCCACGCCGGUGAUGCGGCAUGCUAUGCAGUUCCUGCAUCAGAAGGGCAUGGUCACGCCCGAUCCCAAGACGCACCGUGACCUGGUCAAGGAACUGUGGUUCACCCAGUACUCGCGCGGGCAGGGCAAGAUCGGAAGCUCCGGCUUCGAGCACGUGUUCGUUUACGAGGUAAAGAACGGAACUAUCAUUGGAUUCCACAACUGGGUGUACAUCAGCGAGGAGGAGCAGGCGGGCCGCCUCGACUACAAGGGCUAUAUGAAGGAGCAGGACAUUGGCACGAAAGGGAAGGUGCUGAAGAUCCGCUUCACGCACCAGGGACAGAACAAGCCCGUGAACACGCUCUUCGUGGGCACCUCGCCGGAGCUGGAGCUGGCCCUCUACACGGUCUGCUUCCAGCUGCGCCCGGACCGCACCUGCCCCGUCUCCCUGGGCAGCAGCAAUUUCGGCAUCGUCACCUACUCUUGGCGCUACCGAGGGAAGAACCUGAUUGGCAGUGCUUACCCAGAGAUUUGAAAACUAGCAGUCCUUAAUACUCGUAGACUAAUUAUUGUUUUGUUUUCUGAAGAUCCAAUAAAUAAUGAAUGAAAGGUGAA
This is a messenger RNA of Drosophila guanche, 2003 nucleotides long. RefSeq names its product poly(U)-specific endoribonuclease homolog. Gene Ontology annotation, molecular function: RNA endonuclease activity. The transcript has 4 exons. The record is from RefSeq and is a predicted model, not a curated record. Lineage: Eukaryota; Metazoa; Arthropoda; Insecta; Diptera; Drosophilidae. Bases 121 to 1923 code for a protein of 600 amino acids.